This is a messenger RNA of Durusdinium trenchii, 513 nucleotides long. The record is from the annotation of a GenBank genome assembly. Lineage: Eukaryota; Dinophyceae; Suessiales; Symbiodiniaceae.
AUGCCAGUUCCGAGCCCGGACCUGCCAGUCACCGUGCGCCAGCUUUCCACAAAGCCGUGCAGAAGUGAUAAAGAUCCUGGCUCCGGAUUUGAAGAUGAAGUGCGAGACUGUGAAAAGGCCCUCGGCCAAGUGCGCCAGCUGCCAAAGUGGGCGUUGCGUUGUGCGUGGCGUGAUGAAUUGGAUGUCCGGGCUGGCCAGCUGGAGCACAUAUCGGCGCAAUUCGAUUCAACGAAGCGCUCCUUAGAUGCUGCAAAUGAGGAGUUGAAUUGGCAUGCAACUGGAGCGGAAGCGCUGAGAACGCGCUUGGCUGAUGUUUUGAGGGCCACGGUUGCUGAGGAGCGGCGAGGUGAAGAUGUACUGGCAGAAGAAGAGAAGAGGGAACGAAGCUUGCAGGAGCUGCUUGACCGUUGGUCUGGCCUCAGUCCACAUCUUCCGCUACCUGCAGCUUGUGUGCAGGCACAGCAGCUCUUGGCUCAACGGGAAGGCAUGGUGAGCAAACUCAGCACAGAGUGA